Messenger RNA from Aspergillus puulaauensis, 969 nucleotides. Its product is annotated as hemolysin III family protein. The transcript has a single exon. The record is from RefSeq and is a predicted model, not a curated record. NCBI's taxonomy places the organism in Eukaryota, Fungi, Ascomycota, Eurotiomycetes, Eurotiales, Aspergillaceae. Gene Ontology annotation, molecular function: signaling receptor activity. Gene Ontology annotation, cellular component: membrane. The coding region runs from base 1 to 969 and encodes 322 amino acids.
AUGCCACCCGGUCAGCGUCGUCCCACCGAAAGCCAUGAGAAGGAUCCAGGAAGCUGUCAGACAGCCUCUGUUGCGACCGCAGUUUUGGAGGAUCCUCCUCGGGCUAUCAGAUCGCUCCUGCACUGGGACGAUUUGCCCCACUGGCAGCGUGAUAACCAGCAUAUCCAUACGGGAUAUCGGCCAGCAUCGUACUCGUUCUUCGGAUCGUUCCAGUCCCUGACAUAUAUUCACAACGAGACUGUCAAUAUAUAUACGCAUCUACUGCCAUCUCUACUGGCCGUCCCUGCGGCUAUUCAACUGUAUCAAGCUAUUGCGCCACGCUAUGAAACUGCCACCCAUGAUGAUAUCCGAGCGUUUGGCUGCUUCUUCGCGGGAGCUGCGUUUUGCCUGGGGAUGUCGGCGUUCUACCAUACCAUCUCCAACCAUUCCCCGACUGUGGCACGCAUUGGAAACACGUUCGACUACAUUGGUAUUGUGGGACUGAUUGUGGGAAGCUUUGUUCCUAGUGUCUACUAUGGUUUCUACUGCGUUCCUGAGUUGCAGAAGCUUUAUUGGAGCAUGAUCUGCACAAUGGGCCUUGGCUGCGUCGUUGUCUCGAUCUUUCCUCAGUUCCGGACCCCCCGUUGGCGCCCAUUCCGGGCGGGCAUGUUUGUGAGCAUGGGUCUAUCGGCUGUGUUUCCUGUAGUCCAUGGGCUGCAGCUCUACGGGCGUGACCAGAUGGUGCGUCAGAUUGGACUCGGCUGGCUCCUGCUCCAGGGAUUUUUGUACAUUCUAGGAGCGGGGAUAUAUGCAGCCCGAGUCCCCGAACGGUUGCGACCAGGGAAGUUCGAUCUUUGGGGGAGUUCGCAUCAGAUCUUUCAUGUGCUUGUCGUCUGCGCCGCCAUGGCUCAUCUGACAGGACUUUUGAGGGCUUUUGAUCAUAGACAUAGCGGGACCGCAGAGAGCUGUCCUCCAGGUGCCAUUCUGUGA